AUUUUUAUCAAACGGAAUCAGUAUCAUCUCAUGAAUUUGAAAUAAUGGGAAUUUGAUCUAACAAAAUGACAAGUAUAAAAAUAGGAAUGAGAAAAUUAAAUUAAUAAAUAAUAAAAUACAUUGAACAGUGAUCUUAAACGAAAAAACAAUGAAUGCAAAGCUGGACUGACCAUUUUGUGAUUUUUUUACCUCAAGCAAGAUCACAAUAGGUAGCAGAAGUAGAAAAUUCAGUACGAGAGGCACAAUGACUAGGCCUCCAAACGAGAAUCUUCCAACAAUCAAAUUAGUUGUUGUUGGAGAUGGCGGCGUUGGUAAAAGUGCAAUUACGAUACAGUUUUUCCAAAAAAUGUUCGUUACCGAUUACGAUCCGACUAUCGAGGAUAGCUAUCUGCAACAUGUUGAGGUUGAUGGACAGUGGUGUAUUUUAGACGUUUUAGAUACUGCAGGCCAAGAGGAGUUUAGUGCAAUGAGAGAACAGUACAUGAGAAAAGGAGACGGUUUUCUCUUAGUCUAUUCUGUUACAGACAAAAACAGUUAUGAAAAUAUUAUUCAUUUUCAUACUCAAAUUCUCCGCGUUAAAGAUAGAGAUGUGUAUCCUAUGCUAUUGGUUGCCAAUAAGGUUGACUUAGUUCAUUUGCGUAAAAUAACCGAAGAGCAAGGGCGUGAAUUAGCUCACAAAUUAGGAAUACCGUAUAUCGAAACAAGCGCCAAAGAUCCGCCUCUCAACAUUGAUGCCACUUUUCAUGAAGUUGUGCGCAUCAUCAGAAAUCAACCUCAGGCGGAUUUAGAAAAGCGGAAGAAGAAAAAGCUGCAGGUUUUGAAUAAAUGUGUGUUACAAUGAUUGAUUUCGGUUGUCCCGGAGACUUGGUUUAGGCUGUAAACAAACGGUCCUAAUUUUUUGUCAUUUUAUGCACAAUUUUAAAAUGGUAAGGAGUUAAUAGAAUUUAUACUGUUGUUGUCAGUUUUAAAGAAAUUUUGGUCAAUUUUUUGAACAUAUUUAAUAAUAUGGCAAAGAUGUGAAUUUGUUAGUGUCUGGUUGUUUGCUGCUUUUAGUACCUACGUCUUCAGAGAAAGAUGAAAUUUGUGGCAUUUUAUGAGGCUGAUUGCCUCUGUUAAAAUUUUAUGAAGACAUUAUUCGGGAUUUAGAUUAACAGAGACUUCUAGUGGCAGACAUUGUAAUUAAUACAGGUGGGAGAAGGCCACUGUUUUAAAUUGUCAAUUAUUAAAGCACGACACAUCGAAAAUACCGAUUGUUGAUUUUGUGGUCAGUGUAAUUAUCACAUGAAUAGUAACGCUGUUUUAAAGCAUAAUCGACGUAAGGGAGUGUCGGCGAGUUGCUGUUACAAGACAGCCUCGAGUUUUUAAUAAAAAAGCCUUUCAGGUACGAUAGGAUUGAGAGGUUUGGUAUAUUUGCAAGUCUCAAAAACGGCGGUAGAAACUCAAUUCACUUUAAAACUAGUACAAUUCCACUUAAAAAGUGAUAAAAUAACCCUAUGUUUUCAAACCGCCCCCACCUACAGUCGCCAUUUGCAAAUUACACCAGCGCCUCUAGUGUUAAUCUGAAUUGCGAAUAAAGACGUUCAAAAUUUUCAAAUGAAUCAAAGUAAUAAAAUUGCCAAAAUAAUUAAAAUCUAGAAUUAUGCUCCUUUCCAUUUUAUCAGACGCCACUAUGUACUUGAUGUGCCAGUAUUCUAUUUCACUUUAAAUAACAGUUAGCAUUUACAUUGGAAUACUUUUAUAUACUAGAAAAGUUUUACAAUUUGUGUUUUAUUAACACAAUGAGAAACUGAACUAAAAUGCCAAAGAUUAAUUUUUUGUGAUGAAAGUAUAGUUGUAAUAAUAAUUCCAGUGGUGUUCAUAUACUAAAAUAACUGAUACCAAAAAAUGUUUUGUGUUAACUGUAAGCAGUGACCUAAUAAGAGUAAUUUUCUCCUAUGCUUCUUACUAUAGGUACUUUUAUUAACUCACUGCGUGUAAACUUUUGCUAUUGUUGCAUACAUAAAUAAGGCUGUAAGUUUUGCUCAUUGUUUAGUUGUAAACAUUCACUU
Messenger RNA from Photinus pyralis (common eastern firefly), 2048 nucleotides. RefSeq names its product ras-related protein M-Ras-like. The coding region runs from base 245 to 841 and encodes 198 amino acids. Gene Ontology annotation, biological process: signal transduction. The transcript is spliced from 5 exons. Lineage: Eukaryota; Metazoa; Arthropoda; Insecta; Coleoptera; Lampyridae. Gene Ontology annotation, cellular component: plasma membrane. The record is from RefSeq and is a predicted model, not a curated record. Gene Ontology annotation, molecular function: GTP binding; GTPase activity; GDP binding.